Molecule: messenger RNA, 4035 nt
Organism: Sycon ciliatum
Lineage: Eukaryota; Metazoa; Porifera; Calcarea; Leucosolenida; Sycettidae
Product: transmembrane protein 106B-like
Exons: 10
Coding region: 419-1117 (232 amino acids)
Source: RefSeq, a predicted model, not a curated record
CGAUUUUGAAAGCAAAGCCAAAACUUGGCAAAAGAAGUCCAAAGACAACUCCUGGAGUCAUAUCCAGGCAUAGGACGUCAGAAAGAGCCUUGACUGUUUUGUUGUCCAGAACAAGAUCAGCCUCCGCGUGGCAAAAUGGCGAGAUAGCUCUGCUAGAUGCUGAUAGCUCUGCUAGAUGCUGUCUGAGCCACACGCAACGUGAUUUCCACGUGGGGACUUUCGACGAAGAGAAACUUCAAAGGUACCGGCAUUGUUAUGGUCACACACAGGAAGAAUAAUGUAGUACUGGCAUUCAGUUGAAGCUAAGUAAUUAGUUACUGCAGCACCACACGUGGAUAUCCAUUGCUACCGUAGUGUCCUGUCCAGUCAUCUGGUUUAGGGGAGUCGAUAUAAGGACAACAAACAACGCAACUCGCUGAUGGCCACGGGAAGAGAAAGCCUCGCAAGUGCAACCUCUAUCUUGCACUUUGCUCCGCAUCCUGAUGACGUAAGACCAGAAUGCCCUACAUGCAAAGGUCGUGGAACGGUGGACGCAGGCGACCGUUCUUCAUCUAUUGCGUUGAUAUCGCUGAGGGACAAGCGCCUCAAGCCCAAACGAACGAAGCUCCGAGUGGGUGUAUCAGUUGCCAUAUGUUUUGCAAUCAUCUCCGUGCUGGUGUUUCUGCUCUUUGAGCGCACAUCGCUGGUGGAGUUGAACCGUGCCGAGGCAGAGUAUGAAUUUGAUGACAAUUCCACUAUACUAUCAAGUGUCUCGUUUGACAUUGACCUGAAGAUAUACAACAAGAAUUACAUCUCAGCCAAGUAUCACGAUAUAUUUGUACAGAUGUCACAUUACAUGCCACUGGCCAAUUGCUCUGUGAACAAUCCUGUUGUAGUACCAGGUCGAUCGCAAGAAACGGUCAAUUGUCACUUGGUUAUCCCGAUUGCAAACACCUCUCAUCCCUAUCUAGAGUAUGUUUGUCAGACGGCUGCUGAUCACCAAUACAGUCUAAUAUUUGAAACAUCUGUACAGUGGCAGUACUUGUCCUUCUCGGCUGGUACAAUCACAGACACGGACUGGAGAUGCUUUAUAUGUGGCGCUCCUCACAGCGGCAGUAAGCAGAAUUGUACUCACUGAUCUGCAGGCGCUGCCAUAUCCUACCACAAUCGUACAAGCAGCAGCAGCAGCAACGAGAGUGGACUCUUUUGGGCUUCACGUCCUGGAUGGUAGCCUAACUGGCACAGUGCGGUGCCUGCACAUGUUCCGUUAGUCUCAUGAUGUGGAUUGUCCUUGCUACUCAGUACCCAGUAGUCACGGUUAUCACCAUCUACAGCCUGGUACAGAGUGAACUGCAGGUCAGGUGACUGCAGCUGAUAGGAUCGAGUGACUGGUUGAUCAUUGGUUAUUUAACGUGGCGUGUGGACGCACGGGAAAGUCCCGUGUUCUGGAAACAAAAGGUGUGUGUAUCCUGCUAUGAACUUGUUGUGCCCCACUGGGCCAUACAUGUAUACUGAGAGAGGUGCCCCAUUCGGACAUACAAUGUAUCCUGAGAGAGGUGUGCCCCACUGGGACAUAUGUGUACUUGAGUACACUGGUAGAGGUGCCCUACUGGACCAUACAUUAAUACUGAUAGAACUGUGCUUUGCUGGACCAUACAUGUACUGAGAGAGGUGUGCCCCACUGGGACAUACGUGUAUACUGAAAGAGCUGUGCUUCACUGGGACAUACAUGUAUGCUGAAAGAGCUGUGCUCCUGGUCAACACAGUUGUGUUGGUGUAUAUCACCGUGCGAGACCGAUGCUCUUGUAGGCAUCCCUGCUCGUCCCAAUCUGUACCUCUUGCAACAUUCCCCGUACUUUACUCCCUGUGCUAGCAGUGUUUUUCUUUUGCCACGUUAGCACUUCUCUUCAUUUCGCUGGCGUGCUGGUCACGCUGGGUCUCGGUUAGCCAGUGCUGUGUACUGCUUGCUACAUGAUGUAGGCUGCAGGUUGCAUCAUAAGAUAUUGUGUUACUGUACUACAAACACACAUAUAUUAUAUGUGUGUUUGUGUGUGUGUGUGUGUGUCCAUUCUUAGCUUUCCUUACCAGUAUGUGGUGAGUGACAUACAUGUACAUACUAGUCAGGACAUGCUUUUUUGCUUUUUGUUGUUGUUGUUGUUGCUGCUGCGUGUCUACAAGUAUGUAGUCUACCUGACACGCGUAGAUCUACCACUGACUACCGGUAUGGCGGCAGUUUUACUAUGCACCGACCGUGCAUAGCGCAUGCACUCUUGACCUACCCGAUCCGCGCUUGCAUAGAAGCCAGGCUUCUACGCGCGACAGGCUUAUAUGCAUUUGACCCGUUUGAUUUGAUGUGCUUGUAUGCAAACCCGGCUUUUAUCUGCGACUUUACGGUACCUGUAUACCUUGUAUCUUACAAUACAACAUGUAUCAUGUAUCAUAAUAGUCUGUGCGUGCUGUUGACCAGCAUAGAAAGAGCAAUGCAGUGUUGUCUCUGAGAAACCAGGUGUGUCAUGAGCGGCUAGCAGUUGUCAGCGUGCAUACAGUCGACUCCUGGUAUUACAACCAACACCAUUGUGCAGGAGAAUUAGUUCUUUAGAGCCGAAGUUUGUUAUAACAGAAAUUGGAAAGGCUUUCUGUCUAAAGCCUUUCCAUACUGGUGCUCGAUGUUUUCAGUUUGGGGACACCAAAAUUAGUGUACCGCUAAAGACACGUGGUCGACACUUUGUUGACACGUUGUUGACACUUUGUUGACACGUGACCCAAUUACCGGCCUACCAAGUGCCUUUGGCGACCGCUAACAGCAACUGUGGAACAGUGCAGUGCCCUUUUUUGGAGCAACGUACGAGUAGUGCCCAUGGAUUAUGACCCCGCGACCCCAAUCUACGUGGCGGUCCGCAAUUCGCUACUUCAUACUGACUGGCGUCCGGCAUCGUCCCGAAUUUGGCCACAAUCUGCUCUCGGGACCCCUAUAGGGCUCCCUGACCUGCUCCAUCUCCGCCAUCGUCAAUGUACUGCGCAUCCACCCAGGCCAGGACUGCACUUACUUACGAGAAGGAGUAUUUGCAAGAUGGAACCUGGGAACUGGAAGACGACGAAGAGGAAGCGUGGGAAUCCGGCGGCAAUGGCUGGGAUGUAAGUCCAACAUUGCUGGUGCCAGAGUUGCCACUGCUUGCUUAUAAGGGAAUCAUGUGUGUUGCCUUUUUGCCUUUUCCGACGUCCUCCUCCGACUGUACUCCCGAUCCCAGGACUGAACUUACGGGAAGGAGUGCUUCCAAGAUGGGAGACGAAGAAGAAGAAGCCGCUGAAUCCGGCGGCAAUGGCUGGGAUGCUGCGUUCUCGAGAGGAAGCGUUAUUUCUGCAUUCCAAGAAGGACGGCACAAUGUGUCGGACUGUCCGCGUCGCAUUGAACUGGUCCGAUGAGGCUGCUAUUGCACACACAGUGUGGGCACUCCCAUACGGGAACUCGGAAGUACUGCUACAGUACAGGUAUAUCACCCCGUGACGACCACAUCGAAGUCUGAAAUUGAAGUGUGAAGAUGCUUCAGCAACCCCUUCAUAUUUUUCCAUUGCUUUUAUUGUGCUUCUACUGUGCAUGUGUGUAACUUGUGGGGUAUGCAUGUGAUGACAAUGUAUGCCGGUGACACAGUCAGAUUUUGUCAAUGCGUGUAACGUACACCUGCAUGCUAUCGUUGAAAAGGAUCUGCCACUUACGAUCUUCGGACGAGUAUCAGGUCAGCUUGGUUUUGUGUGUGCUGUACCAGAUGCUGUUCACUUCUCUAUCUGUUGGAUAUGUGACUUUCUGCAAGUUUCUGGUGUAUGGUGGCCACUUCUUUGCUUGUCUUUAAAUGACAUUACCAUAAUUCUGUAUUCACUGCUUCCAUGGUGUGGUCUGCAAACUGCAAUCCUUAGGCAAAUAUCAUCACGGUUUGCAAUGUUGUGCUUUGGCCGCCAGCUUACCUACACAUUGUAGUUGAAUUAUUUUUGUUUCACAACUGACUUCCUGAAGUAUGGUGGCCACUGCUUUCCAUGGCAUUAUACAAUGUUCAUCAAGAA